UUUGCUGAAGCGAUCGGCUCGCUCUGCAGCUUUGGAAAUCUGCAAGAGCUGCAAUUGAAAUUUGCCAUGGAAUGUGCGGCAGAGUUGGACACCUGGAUAGGCAGUAAGUAUCAACAAGACGUUAAUAAGACGCCAGAGUUUCGGAGCAAGGUCUUGCAGACGACCUUCAAGGCGUUGGGGGAGGUCAAGACGCUGAAGGUUCUAUCGAUCAGGGAUCUGCAAGAUCACAUGGAUAGACAAAUUUUGAAGUCCAAAAUUUUCCAGUCUGUAAGAGGCAGACUCACCGGCCUGCAUCUCCAGAUAGCAACAGAGAUCAUGGAGCAGCAUGAUCUGGACUUUGCAGCUGUCCAUCGAGGCUUUGCAGUUGAUCUACCAGAGCUUUGGCUCAAGCCAGUGCUGUCGCACCUGACUCACCUCACACUCUACAGCUACACCUGCAUGUGGGGCCUUUAUCCGUUUGUGGACUUCCGCGAAGUUGGAACAUUCCCCAGUCUCGAAUCUCUGAGCCUUGGCAACUAUACCAUCGCACACGACUGGCAGAUUGACUGGAUACUAUCGCACGGCCCUACCCUCAAGCAGUUGCUGCUCGACGACUGUCCCAUCAUCCCGGCAUUGAGGAUGGCGGGAGACGACAAGAUGGCUAAACUCAAUUUUCCUGGCCUA
Macroventuria anomochaeta is the source of this 663-nucleotide messenger RNA. RefSeq lists its product as uncharacterized. Lineage: Eukaryota; Fungi; Ascomycota; Dothideomycetes; Pleosporales; Didymellaceae. The annotation marks the transcript as partial. The record is from RefSeq and is a predicted model, not a curated record. The transcript has a single exon.